UUUUAGUCAAUUACUUUUUGUUGUGAUAGUAAUAGUCAAUAAUUUUUAAUAACUAAAUAUAGUUUAAUAAAGCGAUGAAUUCAUUGAAAUUAAGCAAAAGUUUGCGACAAAUAUAUCGACGGAAUAAUUGGCAAAAUGUCAACACUUUUCAGACGAUUAUCCGAUGUCAAUCUAAUUCGCCGAAAGUGGCCGCCGAUGGAGCGGAGAGUGCGGCCAAACGCGAGCGCCGACCGGUGGAGACCACCCAAUCAUUUGUGAUGAACCUGUUCUGCGGCGAAGGCAAAGUACAGCAACAGUUCCCAUACCCGCAAGUGCUGUCACCCGAAGACAUACAGACUGUAGAGAUGGUGACGGAGCCGAUGGUCAGGACGUGGAAACCGGAGGACGCGCUGAGAUUUGAGGAGAAUCACGCGUACGACGAGAAACUGUGGACAAUGUUGAAGGAGAUGGGCUCGUUUGGCAUACAAGUGCCCCCAGAGUACGGCGGCAUCGGUUUCAAUAACACACAAACCGGGUUUCUUGCCGAAAUCACCGGCCGUUACGAUCUGAGUCUGGCCGUAACGUUUGCCGCCCAUCAGUCCAUCGGCUAUAAGGGAAUACUACUGUACGGCACCGACGCUCAGAAGCAGAAAUGGCUGCCAGACUUGGCCGCCGGCAAUAGGAUCGCCUGUUUCUGUUUGACCGAACCGUCGGCCGGUUCGGACGCCAGUGGUAUCCAAACGAAAGCCGUCCUCUCAGCCGAUGGCAAACACUAUGUGCUGAACGGCUCGAAGAUCUUUAUAACGAACGGUGGUAUCGCCGAAGUGUUCACAGUAUUCGCCAAAACACCCGUAACGGUGGGCUCAGAGACCAAAGACAAAGUGACAGCGUUUGUGGUGGAAAAGGGUGCGGGACUGACCGCUGGGCCGCCUUACAAAAAGAUGGGAAUCAUGGCCUCAAACACUACCGAAGUAUUCUUCGACAAUGUUAUGGUUCCCGUGGAGAACGUGUUGGGAGAGGUGGGCGGCGGCUUCAAAGUGGCCAUGAAUAUACUGAACAACGGCCGGUUCGGUAUGGGAGGUACACUCGCUGGUUCAAUGCGGACGUGUAUAGCGAAGGCCACAGAACACGCCAACACCCGAACCCAAUUCGGUGACAAACUGUCCACUUUUGGUGACAUACAGGAGAAGAUCGCUCGCAUGUCUCUUAAACAUUACGUCACCGAAUCCAUGACUUAUAUGCUCAGUGGAAUGAUGGACAAGGGAUACGGCGACUAUCAGUUAGAAGCGGCUGUCAGUAAAGUUUACUCAUCAGACGCCGCGUGGUAUGUGUGCGAUGAGGCCAUACAGAUAUUGGGAGGCAUGGGUUAUAUGCGUGAGACAGGGCUCGAGAAGGUGUUGCGGGACUUACGUAUAUUCCGUAUAUUCGAGGGAACCAAUGAUAUCAUGAGACUCUUCGUGGCGCUCACGGGUCUGCAAUACGCCGGCGGACACCUCAAAGAGUUGCAGCGGGCGAUGAAUAGCCCGGUGGCCAACUUGGGGGUCAUACUCGGCGCGGGAACCAAACGGUUCGCCCGCACUGUCGGUCUAUCGUCCGGACCCUCGUUAUCUGAAUACGUGGCGCCAGAGCUCCGCAACAACGCGGCCCUCAUUUCUAAGUCCAUUCAAGACUUCGGCGCAUCGGUUGAACACCUGCUCAUCAAAUACAACAAAAAUAUAAUUCACGAACAGAUGCUUCAGCGACGACUGGCCGACGCGGCCAUUGAUAUCUACGCCUCUGUAGUAGUGCUGAGCCGCGCGUCCAGAGCUCUGGAGAAGAACUUGUCGAGCGCUGGACUCGAGAGGAGGUUUGCAACCCUGCAAUGCAAUGAGGCAUCGGUACGGAUAGCGACAAAUCUGAGUCAACUUCGAGGCACUCAAGACCUGAAGAACUACUCGACAAUGAAAGAGAUCGCCGCAGAGGUGCUCAACAAUGGAGGGGUUGUCCAGAAUCACCCCUUGGGCUGAAGUGCUGGCCAUAGAAUCUAUUGUUAAUGUUAUUAUUGUAAAUGGUUUUCAUCUUACGUUUUAUUUAUUUUUCUGGACAUUAAAUGUUCACAAAUAAAUAAAAUAAUUACCAAUUUUUAAUGAAUUAUUAUUUAUAUAGAAUUAUUUACGAUUUUAUAUUUAACCAGCAAAUGUUACUACAAAAUGAUUAAUUAAUUGUUAAUUAUUAAUAUUAUUUAAAAUCAUGC
This is a messenger RNA of Medioppia subpectinata, 2212 nucleotides long. The record is from the annotation of a GenBank genome assembly. NCBI's taxonomy places the organism in Eukaryota, Metazoa, Arthropoda, Arachnida, Sarcoptiformes, Oppiidae.